Dipodomys spectabilis (banner-tailed kangaroo rat) is the source of this 3541-nucleotide messenger RNA. RefSeq names its product nudix hydrolase 15 (gene Nudt15). Lineage: Eukaryota; Metazoa; Chordata; Mammalia; Rodentia; Heteromyidae. The coding region runs from base 59 to 574 and encodes 171 amino acids. Gene Ontology annotation, molecular function: 8-oxo-7,8-dihydrodeoxyguanosine triphosphate pyrophosphatase activity. Gene Ontology annotation, cellular component: cytosol. The transcript has 3 exons. The record is from RefSeq and is a predicted model, not a curated record. Gene Ontology annotation, biological process: dGTP catabolic process.
GAAGCGUACACCACCGGAAGUGCCCUUCCAGUGGCGGCCCAGCCAGGCCUUCGGCACUAUGAGCGGCAGUGUGGAGCCGCUGAGAAGGCGGCCCGGGGUCGGGGUCGGAGUGGUUGUGACCAGCUACAAGCAUCCUCGAUGCGUCCUGUUGGGCAAGAGGAAAGGGUCCUUUGGAGCCGGCAGUUUCCAGCUUCCUGGGGGACAUUUGGAGUUCGGAGAGACUUGGGAAGAAUGUGCUCGAAGGGAAACCUGGGAAGAAGCUGCUCUUCACCUGGAAAAUGUCCGCUUUGCUUCAGUGGUCAAUUCUUUUGUCGAGAAAGAGAAUUACCAUUAUGUCACUAUACUGAUGAAAGGAGAAGUCGAUAGGACCCAAGACCCAGAACCCAAGAAUGUAGAACCUGAAAAAAAUGAAAGUUGGGAGUGGGUUCCAUGGGAAGAAUUCCCUCCUCCAGACCAGCUUUUCUGGGCACUCCGCUGUUUGAAGGAACAAGGCUACAAUCCAUUUACAGAAGAGCUGAGCCAUCUGGAAGGAUACAAAGGAAACCAUCUCCAGCUGACCAAAAAGAUUCUUUGAAUCUUUUUGAAUUUCUUGACUCUUCUUGGAUCUCAAAAUGUGAUCUGAGAUUCCCAGGAGAUUUUCAGGGUAUCAAGGCCUGAGCUGUUUUUCAGGCAUGUAACUUUUCACUUUCAUUCUCUGAUGAAUGUACAGAGAUUUCCAGAGCCUGUCUGCCUGCAUGGUAUUGUAACAGAGCAAAUGCAAAAGCAGAUAUGAGAAUCAGCUGUCAGAAUUAAGUCAGACACAAAACUGUACAACCGUAAUACCCCCCUCACUGAUGAACUUUUUUGUUUUAGAAAAAGUUACUUUUCAGAAAAAUUAGGUGCACAUAUUGUUAUUUGGUUAAUAAAAAUUUCAGGGUUUUUUUCAUGGAGAUAUAUCUUGGGCUUUGUGUUUUUUGUUUUGUUUUCUUGGCAGUACUGGAGAGUAAACUCAAGGCCUCAUGUUUGCUCAGCUAGGCACUCUACCACUUGAACCAGGCAUCAGUCCACAAAUAAGAUCACAUUUUGAAGCACUCUCCCUCUCUUCCUCCCUCCCUCUCUUGCUCUCCUAUAUCCUCCCUCUUUUCCCUUUCUUUCUCUCUCUGCAAGUAAUUAGGUUUGUGUACAUAGAAGUUAGUGCUAAAAUUAAGUCGUUCUCAUAAGAAACACCACUUAAAGCUGUUAACUGAGAGGCAUAUCCAUGGCCUCUAUAUUAUUACCUCAACAAAUUGAAAAUUGUAAGUAUGUACUUAAUUCCAAAUUCCUAUGCCACAUAUUUUUCAUUUUAAAAAUAUUUAAAUAUUGGAUUUUUGUAUAAUACCAGGGCUUAAUAGUUUUGCAUACAGCUCUCCCAUUUUAUCAACAAUUUCUAGGCAAAAGGGACAGUCAUAAGUAAGCCAAACAUUUGCCAACUUCAAUUGGGACUUCCUGUUUCUGUCCCCCUUAUUUUUGGUUGUACUGGGGCUUAGAAUUCAGAGCUUCAAGCAUGCUAAGCAGGCAUUUUAUCACUUGAGCCACAACUCCAGUCCCUUUUGCUGUGGUUAUUUAUGAGAUAGGGUCUGGAUUUUUUUCUCCUAUUUACAUUCCCACUGUCACUGGGAGAAAAGCUGUUUCUAUGGAGGAGCAGUAGUGAAACAAAUCAGAAAUGUACCUACCAGUGAAAGGUGUGUAUGCAUAGAGCUGCCACUAGGUGGAGCACUUGAAAUAGAAAUGUUGCUCUACUAACGUAGAGGAGUCAUGAUGGCAAGGUAUUAUAUUGUAGGGGAAAUUAUUGAAGUUUGUAUUUGAAAUUAAGAAAUGUACUCAUUAUCUUGCCCAUGUAAUUAUAACCCCUCUGUACAGUAUUUUCACAAUAAGAAAAGAAAAUAAAUACCUCAAAUAAAUCAGUAUAUUUUUUAUGAAAAAAAAGAAAGAAAUUAAGAACCUUAUGAUAUCUUCUAUAUUUUCAGAAGCAUAUGGUCAUGAUCAUACGGUCAUUUGUGUUUGAGAAUACUCCCAUGUUUUAUUAGUGAAUAUACAAGUAGAUAUACUUGUUUUACACAGUAAGAAUAUAUUUCAAUCAACAAGAUACUUAGGGUACCGAGAAAGAGGCUAUUUGGGUAAGAGACUCUUGAAACACCAAGAGAAAUAGAUCAGGAAAACAGCUAGAAGUCCAAAAAAUAGAAACCAUGGUCUGGGUAGGCCUGCUAAGGACUAGGGUAAAUUUCACUUUUCUUAGUGACUUUUCAAUAGACUAGGUUUACAAGUCCUGAUGGCAGCAGCCACCAGCCUUAUUUACUUUCACUGUCCCUGUCCAGGUUUUAUCACUAGAGGAGCUGAAUUUCAGCCAGAGGCUAGUGGCUCACACCUCUAAUCCUCCCCACUCAGGAGACUGAAACCUUAAAGAUCACAGUUCAAAGCCAGCUUGGGUGGAAAAAUCUGUGAGACUCAGUCUCCAAUCAACCAGUAAAACACCAAACUGAAGGCAUGGCUAAAAUAUAGAGUGCCCAUGACAAGAAAGCAAGCAAGAACUCAAGCCCCAAUAACAGCACCUAAAAAAAACCCAAAAAACAAUCAAACAAAAAAACCUCCAAGUGGAGAGAGGAAGAAUAAGCAGCCAACAGGUUCAGGAAUAAAGUAAGGCCCAGAGUAAGGGAUUAGGGCUGGGGGAAGUGAGGAGUUUGAGCCAGAGGAAUGGGACUGGAUCAGCCUGUGAAAAUGAAGUAGUAUGACGUCCUGCAGUUCACUUUCCCAACCCAGGAUACAGGCCUGGCUUUUUCUAAUGUGGGUCAAUCUUUGGAAGGGAUUCUAGAGGGCUAGAAGUGAUGGCCAGAAGUAAUAGUUGUGAGAAUCAACGGUUAAACCCAUGGUAGAAAUCACUCCUAAAAGUUUUUUUCUGUAUGGGAUCUCAUAGGCAAGCAAACUAGCCAAUAAGCAUGACUUCAGCAAAUCUGCAUGCGCCAUAAAUAAAGUUCAUUAGGUAUCCUUAAUGCCUUGCAAAAUAGCUGGAAUAUGAGUAGGACUCCAUUAACAUUUAAAUCUAUGUGAAUAAUAAAGGAAACAAAAAACUCAGUAACUUUUUAAAAUGGAAGAAUAACAUGCAUAUAGGACAUAAUGAAUUACCACUACCUAGAUCAAGAAAUAGAACUUACCAGCACCCCAAAACUGAUUUCUGAUGAAUCUGCUUUGAACCUGCUGUAGGAAAUUAUACAAUAUGAUUAUAAGAAUUGUGUAACUCAUGGCACCUUUCAGUCAACAGUGCUUUUGAGUUUUUAUCCAUGUCAUGCAGCUAUAAUUCAUCGCUAUCAUUUUGCAUAGUAUUCCAUACUUAAAUACACUGAAAUUGCUAGGUGUGGUGGUAACAUGCCUAUGAUUCCAGAACUUAAGUCUGAAGCAAGAUUGCGAGUGGGAGGGCAGCCUAGACUACACAAUUGAGCUCUGUAUUAAUAAGAAUUUACAUAAUGUCGAUGUUCAUUUGAGAAUUUUGACUGGGAACUAUUGUAAAUAAAGCUGCUAUGACUUUGUA